GUUAGUUGUACGCAGUAGUCUUAGUUGUCGUAGUAGGCACUUGACCAGAUGUAGCAUUCUCUGCAAGUGACUAGGUUUCACAUAGUCUAAUUAUCUCUCUUUGUAGCAUACUCACUUCCCAACACAAGUGAAGGACCUUACUAAAAAGAUCAGGACAGUUCUGAUGGCGACGGCACAGAUGAAAGAACAUGAGAAUGAUCCCGAGAUGCUGGUUGAUUUACAGUACAGUUUAGCUAAGUCCUAUGCAAGUACACCAGAACUUAGAAAAACAUGGUUAGAAAGUAUGGCCAGGAUACAUGAAAAGAAUAGAGACUUUUCCGAGGCAGCUUAUUGUUACAUCCAUGUGGCAGCACUGGUUGCAGAAUACCUAAAAAGGAAAGAUAUCUUCAAAAGAGGUUGUACAGCAUUUAGGCUGAUAUCACCUAAUGUGGAAUCUGAAGAACAGGGGAUCAAAGAUGACAAAGGAAUGCAUGAUGUCCAGUACACAGAGGACCAUUUGAUUGCGUUACUGGAGCAGUGUGCAGAGUAUUUGGAGAAAUCAGAGCGAUAUGAAAUCAUGGGUGAAUUGUAUCGCCUGAUUAUACCAUUCUAUGAGAAGGAAAGAGACUUUCAGAGGUUAGCUGAAGCCUACUCUACGUUACAUCGGGUACAUGACAAGGUGGUUGAAGUCAUGCAGAGUGGACGACGGUUACUUGGUUCUUAUUUUAGAAUUGCAUUCUUUGGACAGCAAUACUUUGAAGAGGAAGAUGGCAAGGAAUACAUUUACAAAGAGCCUAAAGUGACCUCAUUAGCUGAAAUAUCUACAAGAUUACAAAAGAUGUAUGGAGAAAAGUUUGGACCUGAAAAUGUAAAAUUAAUGAAGAGUUCAGAUGUUGUGGACCCAAAGGAUUUGGAUAGUAAAUAUGCAUAUAUUCAGGUUACAUAUGUUACGGUGUACUUUGAUGAGAAGGAGUUAAGAGAUAGACAAACUGAUUUUGAAAAGAAUAAUAAUGUUAGGAGGUUUAUGUUUGAGACUCCAUUUACACGUGGAGGAAAGUCACAUGGUUCAAUAGAGGAACAGUUUAAAAGAAGAACCAUUUUAACAGCUUCCCAUGCAUUCCCCUACGUCAAGAAACGUAUCUUAGUCGUAUACCAGAUUCACCAGGAGUUAACGCCCAUAGAGGUAGCUAUAGAUGAAAUGAGAAAGAAAGUAUGUGAAAUGAAUGAAAUCCUGUCGUUAGAUGCACCAGACAUGAAACGGUUACAGCUGAAAUUACAAGGUUCUGUGAGCACACAGGUGAAUGCUGGACCAUUAGCAUAUGCAUCUGCCUUCCUGGAAGGAAACAUAUCGCAAUAUGAUUCAAUGAAAGUCAGGGAACUCAAAGAAAUCUUCAGGCAAUUUGUAAAAGCAUGUGGUGAAUUGCUGGAAAUCAACGCCAAACUCAUUAAAUCAGACCAGUUACAUUAUCACGAUGACAUGAAACAGAAAUACAAACAGAUGGUGUUAAAGUUAUCCGAGAUUCUCAGCGAGGAGUUGGUUCCUGGUCUGGAAACUGAGAAGAGUCGACCUACUUCACUUGUGAAUCGCUCAUCAAUGAAUCUGUUCACUGCUAUCAGUGGACAAUCUAAUGCCUAGUGUAGUAUUACUAUUAUUUAAGAAAGUGAUGCACAAUGGUAGUUAAUAAAUGAAGCUGUAUAAAUACUGGAUAUAGAUUAGUAUUAUCUAAUAACACAUUCAUUUUUAAAUUAAAUUGGCUUGUUGAAAUUUGAAAAUAUGUCUGUACACUACAGCUGAAAGUUGUUAGCUGGCAGUCACUCGAUUGGUUACUCCUUGAACAGCGAAGUCAUUUUUUUAAAUACAUUUUUAUUUAGAUAUUUUAUUGUAACAUAGUAUAGUUGUUUUCAUUUCUUAUUUUAUAUUAAUUUUAUGAAAUUUUUGUAUUUAUGUUUUUGCUUUUGUUUACAGAAUCCAGUUAUGUGCACCACUAAGGUGACUUGUAUAAAAAUCUUAAUAUCGCUAAAAUGACUGCCUAUAAUUGCAAUAUUCACUGAGUUUUAAUAACGGUGCUAUUUAAAUUGUAUAAAAUUAGAUGAUAUUUUACUAUGUCUAUGAUAUGUCUAAUAUUAAUACCACUGCUUACAACUGGUGGGGUUAGGAGAGCUGGGAGGAGGACAGGUGUGACAUGCUACAUCCCCCCCCCCCCAACUCCAUGAUGUAAACAAUAGUCUCCCAAAGUUUAACGUAGGAUGUAACGGGCUUUUACUCAAAUCUCUAUCUGUCAACAAAAUUUACUAGAUUUAGCCCAGUAUGUCGAUGUCAUCCUAGUGACUAUGGCGAUUACUGUUAUCUUUGUAUAUUCUAUGCAAAAUGCA
Molecule: messenger RNA, 2352 nt
Organism: Saccoglossus kowalevskii
Lineage: Eukaryota; Metazoa; Hemichordata; Enteropneusta; Harrimaniidae
Product: dedicator of cytokinesis protein 9-like
Biological process (GO): positive regulation of GTPase activity; small GTPase-mediated signal transduction
Molecular function (GO): guanyl-nucleotide exchange factor activity
Source: RefSeq, a predicted model, not a curated record